UCUCUUGAUACUCAGUCAAAUUUUAUCUCCCGUCUAUCGUGAUAUUUUAUUAUUUAUAUGUAUUUAUUAUUUAUAUUACCAACAAUUGGAGUUUUUUACGGAAAUACUUUAAGAAAUUAAAUUUAAUUACCAAAAGAGUGAAAUUCAAUAAUAAUUUUUUUUAUAGAAAAUAACGAGAAAAAAAUUUUUUUUUUAAUGGAUGCAUUGUUGAAUGGUGCUUUAGGACAAAUUGCUGGCAUUGCUUUGGAAAAAUUACGAAAUUCACCACGUCCAAAGGAAAGUGAUGAUAUUCAAAGGAAAUAUGAUGCACUUGAAGCGCAUUUUCAAGGUUUUCAACGUGUUUUGAAACCGGCAAUUAAUUUAUUAAUUGAAAGUAAAUCGGCUGAUCGUGCAAAAUCAGGACAGCAAACUGCAAGUUCAUCGGUUAAUUAUUAUACGCCACAAAAACAAAAUAAUUAUUCUUGUUCUUGUCGAGAGAGAAACAAUCAUCACAAUAAUAAUUUGCCAAAAGUUAAUAAACAGUUUCAUAGUCAGGAAUUUCACGAAGUGACAGAAAUUAAAGUUCCUUGGAGAAAAUGCGAUGCUUGUGAAGUGGUUUCGAAAUUUUUAAUACCCACAAGUUGUGAUCACGAGAUUUGUCAAAAAUGUGUCAAAAGUGGAAGAGAUUGUCAAAAAUGUUUAAAAUCUUUGAAAAAUAUUAAGCGCGAAAAAUUUUGAUAAAUUCAUUUUGUUUUUAAUUUUUUUUUUCUUUCAUUUUUUAAAAAAAUGUCUACAUAUAGUGAGAAUUUUUGUUACUACUACUACUGAAGAUUUUUAUAUGAAUAUUACGAUUCAAAAAUUUUAAAUUAUAAAUAUUCACUCAUAAAAAUGUAUUAAAUUUUUUUUAUCUAAUAAAUAAAUUUUUCUUUUUUA
This is a messenger RNA of Leptopilina heterotoma, 912 nucleotides long. RefSeq lists its product as uncharacterized. The transcript is spliced from 3 exons. NCBI's taxonomy places the organism in Eukaryota, Metazoa, Arthropoda, Insecta, Hymenoptera, Figitidae. Bases 196 to 717 code for a protein of 173 amino acids. The record is from RefSeq and is a predicted model, not a curated record.